AUGGCUUCUGAUGAACCCAAAGCAAAGAAACCCAAACUUUCCGAGGAUGAAAAGACAGAGUCUCCGAGCAAAAAGGCUGCUGCCGAACUAAGCUCCAACUUGCUCUUUGGGAUGGGAAACCCCUUACUCGACAUCUGUGCUGUUGUUGAUAAAGACUUCUUGGACAAGUACUCUCUGAAGCCCAAUGAUCAGAUCCUGGCUGAGGACAAGCACAAAGCACUAUUUGAUGAGCUUGUAAAAAAAUUCAAAGUGGAGUAUCACGCCGGUGGAGCCACUCAGAACUCGAUUAAGAUCGCUCAGUGGAUGAUCCAAGAGCCCCACAAAGUCGGCACGUUCUUCGGCUGCAUUGGGAAAGAUAAGUUUGGAGAGAUCCUCAAGCAGAAGGCGGCGGAGGCCCAUGUGGACGGCCAUUACUACGAGCAAGACCAAGAGCCCACGGGGACGUGCGCUGCUUGCAUCACCGGAGAUAACAGGUCUUUGGUAGCUAACCUAGCAGCUGCUAACUGUUAUAAGAAGGAGAAGCAUUUAGACUUGGAAGAAAACUGGGAGCUGGUGGAAAAAGCUAAAGUCUACUAUAUUGCUGGUUUCUUCCUGACUGUGUCUUUGGAGUCCAUCCUGAAAGUGGCAAAGCACGCUUCUGAAAAGAACAAGCUAUUCUGCAUGAACCUUUCUGCACCUUUCAUCUGCCAGUUCUUCAAGGACAACCUCAUGCAGGUUAUGCCUUACAUCGACGUGUUAUUCGGCAAUGAAUCGGAGGCAGCAGCCUUUGCGAAGGAGCAGGACUUUGAGACUAAAGACAUUAAGGAGAUUGCCAAGAAAGCCCAGGUGUUACCCAAAGUUAACACAAAGAGACAGAGAAUUGUUGUAUUUACCCAGGGAAAGGAUGAAACUAUCAUGGCCCUCAGUGAUAAGAUUGAGACAUUCCCUGUCCUCAAGAUUGACCCAAAGGACAUUGUUGACACAAAUGGUGCAGGCGACGCUUUUGUCGGAGGCUUCCUGUCUGGACUUGUCCAGGAGAAGCCUCUGGAUCAGUGCGUCCGGGCAGCACAUUACUCUGCUAACGUCAUCAUCAGACGAGCAGGUUGCACCUUCCCAGAAAAGCCUGACUUCAAAUGAGGAACGCCGCAAAGCUCUUCCUUAAGCCUGAAAACCUCGUAACCCACACUGCCUCUGCUCUUCAGAUCCCCAUUGUUUUUUUUUUGUUGUUUUUUUUUGUUUUUUUUUAAUUGGUCACCAAAUGUCAGUUCUUUUUAAAGCGUCUGCAUAUCUUUACUUGCCUGUCGAUGUCUUGUCUGUCUCCAUUUUGUCCUCAAGAGGUCAGCAGAGGACCAUUCAGCCAAGAUCAGAGGGGGGGGGGGCGGUUUGUACUUGUUGACAAUUAAGAAAAUAGGGUUGCGAGUUUCUAGUUUGCUUUAUGCAAAAAAUCCAACACCUUUUUCCUGUUGGAGUUCCUCCUCCUCUGGCUGCGCAGACGCCUCACAGACGUCGCUACAAGCGCUCUCAUCUCGCCUCUCGCUUCUGCAGUGGCUUUCAGAGACCGACUUCAAGCACAAACGAGGACUACAGAGCAAAACAUCACUGUCACGACGGGUUUUUUGAAGAUAUAGCUGUGAAACUUUCAGCAAGAAUUUUAGAUCAGUGUUUUAUCUGCUUUGAGGAGUUGGAAAAACCAAAUGUCUUUAUUUUUAAUGCACAAUUUUUAGUGGCCACAAAGCUUCCACCUCAGCUCAUCCUGUUUAAACGGGUCAGUUUGACGUGUUUUAGGUGAGCUGUGGGCCUUUUUUUUCUUCUUCUUCUUUUAGUCCUGGCUCUGAAAUUACUACACAUGGUGCUGAUUGGAUGAGGAUAAUUCUGGUCCUGGACUGUGAACCAGAAUUAAUAGUUUUGGUAAAGUAAUAGUGAGUUUAACGUGAAAAGCAUCUGCAGGAGCGAAAUGUCUCCAUGCCCUGAGGGAAAUACUUAAACUGGCUGAAACGGUUUCAUUCUACUUAUUACAGAUAUAAAUUUAGAGCAUUUAUCAUUACAUUAAUUUCUUAAAAUUAUCCCUGAACAUUUGGAUUCACAUCAGAGUGUGUAUUAUGAAAGGUUGAAUCCUUGUUAAAACCUCUGAAAACAAACCGUACUGAACUAAAUCAUUUUUAUUUUUGUCUUUGUUAUGAAGUGAUGUUUAAAUCAGGCAGCACUCCAUCUGAUGGAACAAGGCCUCAAAGUUUCACAUGUCUCAAGAAAAUAGCCUCAUUUUGUUCAUAGGAAAAAUACAAAACAAAUCAUUUCAAC
Poecilia latipinna (sailfin molly) is the source of this 2277-nucleotide messenger RNA. RefSeq names its product adenosine kinase-like. The transcript is spliced from 11 exons. Gene Ontology annotation, molecular function: adenosine kinase activity. Lineage: Eukaryota; Metazoa; Chordata; Actinopteri; Cyprinodontiformes; Poeciliidae. The record is from RefSeq and is a predicted model, not a curated record. The coding region runs from base 1 to 1116 and encodes 371 amino acids. Gene Ontology annotation, biological process: purine ribonucleoside salvage; purine nucleobase metabolic process. Gene Ontology annotation, cellular component: nucleus; cytosol.